CUCACACACACACUCACACACACUCACAUACACACACACACACAUACACACACACACAGCUCCUCGCUCUCCUUCGUCGCUCAUAAAAAGGGGAUUGGACUGCACGGAAAAGGGGAAAAGGAAAAGGAAAACAUUUGACAGGAUGAACAACGGUUUCUUAAACAUGGCGUCGAUAGGCGACUUCGACCCGCUCAACGCGUCUAUUCCAGCCACCAAAGUUGAAAUCACAGUGUCCUGCAGAAACCUGCUGGACAGGGACACCUUCUCCAAAUCAGACCCAAUUUGUGUUCUCUACACACAAGGCAUGGGCAACAAGGAGUGGAGAGAGUUUGGGAGAACAGAGGUGAUUGACAACACGUUAAACCCAGACUUUGUGCGGAAAUUCAUUUUGGACUACUUCUUUGAAGAGCGGCAGAACCUCCGAUUUGACUUGUAUGAUGUUGACUCCAAGAGUGCCAACCUGUCAAAACAUGAUUUUCUGGGCCAGGCCUACUGUACUCUCGGAGAGGUGGUUGGUUCGUUGGGCAGUCGCUUGGAUAAAGCUCUAGGAGGGAUCCCAGGGAAGAAAUGCGGGACCAUUAUUGUGAAAGCAGAGGAGCUGAACAACUGCAGGGAGUCGGUGAUGAUGCAGUUCUGUGGGAACAAGUUGGACAAGAAGGAUUUCUUCGGCAAGUCAGAUCCAUUCCUCGUCUUCCACAGGAGCAACGAGGACGGCACGUUUACCAUCUGCCACAAGACAGAGGUGGUGAAGAACACGCUGAACCCGGUGUGGCAGGCCUUUAAGAUCCCUGUUCGGGCUCUUUGCAAUGGUGAUUAUGACAGAACAAUCAAGGUUGAGGUGUAUGACUGGGACAGAGAUGGCAGUCACGACUUUAUCGGAGAGUUCAGCACCAGCUACAGAGAACUAUCCAGAGGCCAGAGCCAGUUCAACGUCUAUGAGGUGGUAAAUCCAAAGAAGAAGGGGAAGAAGAAAAAAUACCUGAACUCUGGAACAGUGACGCUGCUGUCAUUCCUGGUGGACAUUGAAGUCACCUUCCUGGACUACAUCAAAGGAGGAACCCAGAUUAACUUCACCGUGGCCAUUGACUUCACAGCUUCCAAUGGAAACCCAGCCCAGCCCACCUCACUCCACUACAUGAGUCCCUACCAGCUGAAUGCCUACGCCAUGGCCCUGAAGGCAGUGGGGGAGAUCAUCCAGGACUACGACAGCGAUAAGAUGUUUCCCGCGCUGGGCUUCGGUGCUAAGCUGCCACCUGACGGACGGGUCUCCCACGAGUUUGCCUUGAAUGGGAAUCCUCAGAACCCGUACUGUGCAGGUAUCGACGGUGUGAUGGAAGCCUACUACCAGAGCCUGAAGUCAGUUCAACUCUACGGACCCACCAACUUCUCCCCUGUCAUCAACCAUGUGGCCAGGUAUGCAGCUUCAGUGAAGGACGGCUCCCAGUACUUUGUGCUCCUCAUCAUCACAGAUGGCGUCAUCUCAGACAUGGCCCAAACCAAGGAGUCUAUUGUCAACGCCGCCUGUCUGCCAAUGUCAAUCAUCAUUGUGGGGGUCGGGCCUGCAGAGUUUGACGCCAUGAUUGAGUUGGACGGCGAUGAAGUCCGAAUCUCAUCCAGAGGAAGAUACGCUGAGAGAGACAUCGUUCAGUUCGUCCCAUUCAGAGACUACAUCGACCGGACGGGGAACCACAUCCUGAGCAUGGCCCGGCUCGCCAAAGACGUCUUGGCCGAGAUCCCCGACCAGUUCCUCUCCUACAUGAGGACCCGUGGGAUCAAGCCGUCGCCGGCACCGCCACCCUACACGCCGCCAAGCCAACCUAUCCAAACCAUGAUAUGAGGAGCGAUGCGGAGAAAGGUUUUAGGAGUAAGGGGUCAACUUCACUGACUUAACGCGCGAUAUACUUCCAUUUCCUUAAAGCCGCUCUCCAUGCCUUGUCGUCGUGGAUCACGGUGGUCUUUCUUGUGUUCAGGAAGCUGCAUGUCGGGCCAAGAGAGUGUCGCUUUUCGAGGGCAGGAAAAGCCAAUGAGAGUCUGUUUACUUCCACUGUCAAGCAUUCCUGUUGCUGUCUGGAUUUUUUGUUGUUGUUGUUGCCUGGAAAACCUGGACAGGCUUUGGAGAGAGUCUGGAUUGAAGCUGGGAAUGAUCUCAUCUGUCUGAUCCACCUGAUGAAGGAAGGGAGGGAGGAGGAAACUAACCUAGAGACGUUGUAAAGAGAAUGUCUCCAGACAAAACAAAGGAAUCACUUGAUCUUAAAUGAACACUAACUUCUCCUGUAAAUAACUGGACAUGUAUAACUUCUUUUCUCUCUCUCUCUCUCUCUCUCUAUCUCUCUCUCUCUCUCUCUCCAACUCACUCAUUGUUUACAGUAAAUGCUAACAAGGAUUUUUACUGUUGAUACUUUUAUAUACACAUAGUUUCAAUAUGAAGCUUGUAAUACUCUAAUGUAAUUCUCUCUCUCUCUC
Seriola dumerili (greater amberjack) is the source of this 2463-nucleotide messenger RNA. RefSeq names its product copine-8. Gene Ontology annotation, cellular component: plasma membrane. The coding region runs from base 143 to 1837 and encodes 564 amino acids. The record is from RefSeq and is a predicted model, not a curated record. Gene Ontology annotation, molecular function: calcium-dependent phospholipid binding. The transcript is spliced from 20 exons. NCBI's taxonomy places the organism in Eukaryota, Metazoa, Chordata, Actinopteri, Carangiformes, Carangidae. Gene Ontology annotation, biological process: cellular response to calcium ion.